This is a messenger RNA of Acomys russatus (golden spiny mouse), 1570 nucleotides long. RefSeq names its product glutathione-disulfide reductase (gene Gsr). The coding region runs from base 1 to 1503 and encodes 500 amino acids. Gene Ontology annotation, cellular component: cytosol; mitochondrion. Gene Ontology annotation, molecular function: NADP binding; glutathione-disulfide reductase (NADPH) activity; flavin adenine dinucleotide binding. The record is from RefSeq and is a predicted model, not a curated record. Gene Ontology annotation, biological process: glutathione metabolic process; cell redox homeostasis; cellular response to oxidative stress. The transcript has 13 exons. Lineage: Eukaryota; Metazoa; Chordata; Mammalia; Rodentia; Muridae.
AUGGCGCUGCUGCCGCGGGCGCUGAGCGUGGGCGCGGCCCCGAGCCUGCGGCGAGCGGCGCGCGCGCUCACCUGCGCCAUGGCGAGUCCCCACGAGCCGCAGUCCCCCGCCGCCGCCGCAGCUUCUUUCGACUACUUGGUGAUCGGCGGCGGCUCGGGCGGGCUGGCCAGCGCGCGGAGGGCGGCGGAGCUCGGCGCCAGGGCCGCGGUGGUGGAGAGUCACAAGCUGGGUGGCACUUGCGUGAAUGUGGGAUGUGUACCCAAAAAGGUCAUGUGGAACACAGCUGUCCACUCGGAAUUCAUGCACGACCGUGUGGAUUAUGGCUUUCAGAGCUGUGAGAGUAAAUUCAGUUGGCACGUCAUCAAGGAGAAACGGGAUGCCUACGUGAGCCGCCUGAACACCAUCUACCAAAACAAUUUAACCAAGUCCAACAUAGAAGUCAUCCAUGGCUAUGCAACGUUUGCAGAUGGUCUUCAGCCCAUGGUGGAAGUCAAUGGGAAAAAAUACACUGCCCCUCACAUCCUGAUUGCCACAGGCGGCGUGCCCACGGUUCCUCAUGAGAGCCAGAUUCCAGGUGCCAGCCUGGGUAUAACCAGUGACGGGUUUUUUCAGCUGGAAGACCUGCCCAGCCGCAGUGUCAUUGUGGGUGCAGGUUACAUUGCUGUGGAAAUAGCUGGCAUCCUCUCUGCUCUGGGCUCCAGGACAUCUCUUAUGAUAAGGCACGACAAGGUACUUAGAAACUUCGAUCCACUCAUCAGUUCCAACUGCACGGAAGAGCUGGAAAACGCCGGUGUGGAAGUGCUGAAGUUCUCACAGGUCAAGGAAGUGAAAAAGGCAUCAUCCGGCUUGGAACUCCAGGUGGUUACUGCGGUUCCUGGUAGGAAACCCGCCACGACUGUGAUCUCAGAUGUUGACUGCCUGCUCUGGGCCAUUGGACGGAACCCGAAUUCUAAGGGCCUGAAUCUACAUAAAGUGGGCGUUCAGACUGAUGAAAAGGGCCAUAUCAUUGUCGACGAAUUCCAGAACACCAGUGUCAAAGGCAUCUAUGCUGUUGGGGACGUAUGCGGGAAAGCACUUCUCACCCCAGUCGCCAUAGCUGCUGGCCGGAAACUUGCCCAUAGACUUUUUGAAUACAAAGAAGAUUCCAAGUUAGACUAUGACAACAUCCCCACCGUCGUCUUCAGCCACCCCCCUAUUGGGACAGUGGGGCUCACUGAAGAUGAAGCCAUUCAUAAGUAUGGAAAAGACAAUGUGAAAAUCUACUCAACUGCCUUUACCCCGAUGUAUCACGCUGUGACCACAAGGAAGACGAGAUGUGUGAUGAAAAUGGUUUGUGCCAACAAAGAGGAAAAGGUGGUUGGAAUCCACAUGCAGGGGAUUGGCUGUGAUGAAAUGCUGCAAGGCUUUGCUGUAGCUGUGAAAAUGGGGGCCACCAAGGCCGACUUCGACAACACGGUCGCCAUUCACCCUACCUCUUCAGAAGAGCUGGUCACACUCCGCUGAGAGCCCCGGGACUUGUGUGGCUUCCAGUGGGACCAGAAGACCUCCGAGAGGGAUGGAUCUAUCAAGC